AUGGCUGACUACGAUGCCAAAGCAGCCUCAGAGCCGCCGGCAACGGUUGCCGUCUCCGACUCGGACGAGCACUCCGCAUCGGUUGCGUCCCUCCCGGCUCCGACUGGGGCACCACAUCCGGAGCAAGCCGCCAAGAGCGUCCCAAAGACUGGUGCCGAUGCCGCCCUCGACCUCCUCAACGAAACUGGGCCGCUAGGCCGCACUCUUGAUCCAGAACUUAAUCAAAGGCUCAAGCGGCGUAUCGACACCCACAUCAUGCCGCUGAUUUGCAUCGUGUACUUCUUGCAAUAUAUCGACAAGACGGCCAUCUCCUAUGCCAGUGUCACGGGCAUACAGCAAUCGACUGGUCUCCACGGCAAUCAGUUCAACUGGGUCGCCUCCAUCUUUUUCUUUGGCCAGCUCGCCUUUGAGUUCCCCACAAUACGACUCAUCCAGAUGUUCCCCCUGGCCAAGUACACCUCUGUCAACAUCAUUCUCUGGGGUGUAGUCCUGGCCUGCCUCGCGGCUUGCAAGAACUAUGCUGGUCUCCUUGUAUGCAGAUUCCUCCUCGGGGCUUUGGAAGCGGCUAUCGUCCCCGCUUGGGUUCUCUUCACCUCGCAGUGGUACACCAAGCAGGAGCAGGCGUUCCGCGUUGGAAUCUGGUUCUCUGUCUGCGGCGCAGCCCAGAUGUUUGGCGGCUUCUUUGCGUAUGGCGUCGCAAGACACGUUGGAAAGGAUCCCAAUGCGGCCUUGAAGGGCUGGCAAGUGAUCUUCUUGUUCCUCGGCCUGCUGACUGCCCUUGUUGGCAUUGCCUUUUACUUCAUCAUGCCCGACUCGCCGGCCACCGCCCGAUUUCUUUCUCAGGAAGAAAAAGCAACACACCUCGAGCGAAUUCGAGACAAUGAACAAGGUAUUGGCUCGCAGGAAUUCAAAUGGAAACACGUCAAGGAAGCAUUGCUUGACGUCAUGACCUGGCUGUACGCCUUUUGGAUCUUUGCCGCCAACAUCCCCAACUCCAUUGCAACGAGCUUCGGAAACAUCUUGGUGCGAGGCAUGGGAUACACGAGCGAAGAGUCCCUUCUUCUCGUCACCCCACUCGGCGCCUGGGAGAUCGUGGCGCUGGUCGGCCUGACUUGGCUGGCAAUGAAGACGAGACAGCGACUAUACUGGUGCAUUGCCGGCCACAUCCCUGCCAUUAUCGGUGCCAUUCUCAUGGCAACGACCUCAAAAGUCCCCGCCUUGAUCGGAUACUACACGUCGGGAGGUAUCCCGAUCGGAUGGACGACGAUUCUGGGACUGCAGAGCACCAACGUCGCAGGUUCCACCAAGAAAGUCACCGUCGCAUGCAUUGGCACCAUCGCGUACACUAUUGGUAACAUCAUCUCACCUCAGACCUUCCAGGCCCGGGAUGCGCCGAGAUACCUCCCUGCCAAGAUAUCGAUUUGCAUCAUUUACUUCUUGGUCACUGUUGACCUGUUCUUGAUGCGUUGGGUGUUGGACAGAAGAAAUAAGAAGCGUGACGCAGAGAAGGCCGCUCUGGGAGAGGCAUACAAGGUGGAGGAAAACCACGAGUUCUGGGAUUUGACAGAUCUUGAAAACAAGGAGUUCCGGUACGAGCUGUAG
Molecule: messenger RNA, 1602 nt
Organism: Colletotrichum orchidophilum
Lineage: Eukaryota; Fungi; Ascomycota; Sordariomycetes; Glomerellales; Glomerellaceae
Product: major facilitator superfamily transporter
Exons: 1
Coding region: 1-1602 (533 amino acids)
Biological process (GO): dipeptide transport; transmembrane transport; allantoate transport
Cellular component (GO): plasma membrane
Molecular function (GO): dipeptide transmembrane transporter activity; allantoate transmembrane transporter activity
Source: RefSeq, a predicted model, not a curated record